Puccinia triticina is the source of this 657-nucleotide messenger RNA. RefSeq lists its product as uncharacterized. The transcript has a single exon. The record is from RefSeq and is a predicted model, not a curated record. NCBI's taxonomy places the organism in Eukaryota, Fungi, Basidiomycota, Pucciniomycetes, Pucciniales, Pucciniaceae. The coding region runs from base 1 to 657 and encodes 218 amino acids.
AUGAUUGAACAUAUCCACUUUAUGAGGAAAUUGAGAAGAUAUAUCAAGAAGGGAUUAGCCAGUGAACAACCAGAUGAGGCAGCGAAAGAACAGUUCUUUGUAGAGGUGAAAGAAGAUUUGAUGCAAAUGAGCAAGAUAUAUUACAAACCGUUUUGCCCCCCUGAAUACCAAGAUGCAAAUCCUGAGUUCAACAAACUGUUCUAUCUCAGAGGUUCGGCCCUACAUUUCAUCAACCAGAGGAUUGGCACAGACUACACAGAACUGUUUGGCAACGAAUUCCAGAGCUAUAACCGCGGUUCGGCUGGUUUUGGAGCCCUCUAUCAGCUUCCCCAGCUGCUCAAGAACAGCUCACAGUGGAGAAAUCUGCUCCUGUACCACACCAAUUAUGCAUCCAAAAGUAUGACAAAUGGAGGCCCAUCGCCCCAUGCAGUAUCUGCCAUUGCAGGAUUGGGGAUGGCCCAUUUGAAAAAGAUGAGGGACAAUUUCGAGGCUCAGGAGAAAUUGAUGGCUGGACAUGAGGGCAAGGAGAUUGUGCAGUUUGAGUAUUACAGAGUGUUGGUUGAUAGCCACAGAAAGAUGAUUGAUGGCGUACCCAAGUUGGAGCAGGAAAUCAAGUCCUUGGGUAGUCAUUCUGAGGAAGCAGAUGCAAAUUGGUGA